This is a messenger RNA of Cornus florida, 1507 nucleotides long. Its product is annotated as polygalacturonase-like. The record is from RefSeq and is a predicted model, not a curated record. Bases 52 to 1251 code for a protein of 399 amino acids. Gene Ontology annotation, molecular function: polygalacturonase activity. The transcript is spliced from 4 exons. NCBI's taxonomy places the organism in Eukaryota, Viridiplantae, Streptophyta, Magnoliopsida, Cornales, Cornaceae. Gene Ontology annotation, biological process: carbohydrate metabolic process.
UUCUCUCUCUACAUUCGUUUAAUUUCUCUCUCUAUACAUACAUAUAUCUAUAUGUCUCUCCUUCAUAUGAAAAUGUUGCACCCCAUGACUUCUUUUGUUGUACUUGUAGCACUUUUCAUUUUCUUAACCCAAUCAUCAGCAAAUGCAAUGACAUACAAUGUGAUGAGUUUAGGAGCCAAAUCUGAUGGCAAGACUGACUCAACCAAGGCCUUCUUGAGUGCGUGGGCUUCAGCUUGUGGCUCGGCCAGCCCGGCUACGAUCUACGUGCCGCCAGGGCGGUUCUUGCUUGGUAGUGCCCGGUUCACCGGACCAUGCAAGAAUGGCGCCAUCUUGAUACGUAUCGACGGGACCCUCGUGGCGCCGUCGGACUACCGGGUGAUUGGGAGCGCCGGUAACUGGCUGUUUUUCGAGCGAGUCAGUGGCGUGGCCAUCUAUGGUGGAACCCUUGAUGGCCAAGGGACUGGUUUGUGGUCUUGUAAGGCCUCCGGCAAUGGCUGUCCUAGCGGAGCUACGACACUGGGAUUUACCAAUUCGAACAACAUAGAGCUGAGUGGAUUAACUUCACUAAACAGUCAAAUGUUCCACAUUGUCAUUAAUGGCUGCCGCAAUGUGAUGAUGCAAGGAGUGAAAGUCUCGGCCGCCGGAAACAGCCCCAACACCGACGGCAUCCACGUGCAGUUAUCAUCUGCUGUCACUAUCAUGAACUCUAGGAUUGCUACAGGCGAUGACUGCGUCUCAAUUGGCCCCGGCACCUCCAAUUUGUGGAUUGAAAACGUCGCCUGUGGCCCUGGUCAUGGAAUCAGCAUUGGGAGUUUGGGCAAGGAUUCUCAAGAGCCUGGUGUGCAGAAUGUGACAGUGAAAACCGUUACUUUUACCGGUACUGAGAAUGGUGUGAGGAUAAAGACAUGGGGUAGGCCAAGCACUGGAUUUGUUAAAGGGGUUCUUUUCCAGCAUGCCACUAUGGUAAAUGUCCAAAAUCCCGUCAUUAUCACCCAGAAUUACUGCCCCGACAACAAGAACUGCCCCGGCCAGGUCUCUGGCGUGAAGAUUAGUGACGUGACAUAUCAAGACAUUCAUGGAACAUCGGCGACUGAAGUUGCCGUGAAAUUCGACUGUAGUAAGAUGUAUCCAUGUAAUGGGAUAAGAUUGGAAGAUGUGAAGCUCACCUUCAAGAAUCAACCGGCUGAGUCGUCGUGUGCUAAUGCCGGUGGAACAACUUCUGGUUUGAUUGUGCCAAAGAGCUGCUUGUAGUGGAAAAAGAGAAACUAAGAUUCACUACUAAAUAUAUACGUUAAAAAGAAGACGAGUGAAGUAAAAAAAAACAUAAAUCUUGGGCCUUUUGGUUCUAAAUAUGUACUAGUAGUUACUUGAGCCUGUGGCAGUAAGGCCUGUUGGGCUUAGCCUGGCCUUGUAAGCACUGUAAUCCAAGACCCUUAUUGGGUGUUAUUUCCACUAAUUAUUAUAAAAAUAUGUGCUUUUAAGCCUUUUAUUGAAGGAUUUAUUAUUA